AUUGGAUAUAAUUGGGUUGUAUACAACUUGUAGAUAGAGACUUUUGUGUCUUCCCUUCAAAGUAAAGCCUUUCCCUUUCUCAUACCGGUAGCCUUUAUGAGGAGAAAGAACGAAAAACACAGCUAAGAUUUCCACUUUUGAGCAGCCUCUCUUGUAGAAACUGGAAUCCUUGAUGUGGGUUGGAAUCAAAAUCAAAAUGACGAACAAAACUCCCUACAUUUAACUUUGAUACUGUCUCCACCAACCCUCAUUUUCAUGGUUGAAAAGUAAAGUUGGUGGAGAUUCUUCUAAUGACCAAAAUACCCCCUUGAGAGGUUUCUUAUUACAUUACAUUUAUUACAUUUAUAUACAAUAUGUGAGGUGGGGUCUUUUUUGGCCUAAUGCUUUUGAUUUGUAUAAUAUUAUCCACCGACGGCUUCUUAAUUGGACUCACUAGUUAGCCGUUACACGCCAAUUCCCUCAUUUUCAUUAACAGCCAUUCUCAUCAACCAUGGUUUAGCUUGUCUUUUCUUAUUCACAUUGAAAUUUAAUAUAGCAUUAAAUGAUCACUGGCUAAUGAAAGAGAAAGAAAGACUCGUGGGGCAUCUUUAGCUUUGGUGAUCAUCAAUUCAAUUCUGCUAGACUACACGACCGAGUUUUGAAAUCAUGGUGGAAGCUACUAAAGACAUGGUAGCAGUUGAUGCCUGUUCUACAGAAGACUGCUUGUUGCACGCACAGGAACUUGUUCCUGUUGCUCUUGCUAAGGCAAGAGAGGUUAAGGGGUUCCCUGGUAGGUGGAAGAUGAUCAUUUCAAAAUUGGAGCAGAUUCCGACCCGUUUAUCGGACUUGUCUAGCCACCCUUGUUUCUCCAAGAAUGCUCUAUGUAAGGAGCAAUUGCAGGCUGUGUCAAAGACACUUAAAGAGGCCAUUGAAUUGGCCGAGUUGUGUGUGAAGGAGAAGUACGAGGGUAAGCUUCGGAUGCAGAGUGAUCUUGAUGCUUUAACUGGGAAACUGGAUUUGAAUUUGAAGGAUUGUGGUCUCUUGAUCAAGACUGGUGUGCUCGGUGAAGCUACUUUGCCAUUAACUGUGUUAGGUUCUAUGGCAGAAUCAGAUAUAGAAACACACAACAAUAUAAGAGAACUACUAGCGCGCCUUCAGAUUGGUCACUUGGAAGCAAAGCACAAAGCCUUGGACAGACUCUAUGAUAUUAUGAAAGAAGAUGAGAAGAAUGUUUUGGCUGUUCUUGGCAGGAGCAAUGUUGCUGCUUUGGUUCAAUUGCUCACAGCAACAUCUCCACGGAUAAGGGAGAAGACAGUUACUGUGAUAUGCUCUCUUGUGGAAUCGGGAAGCUGUGAAAAGUGGCUAGUUUCUGAAGGAGUUCUGCCACCUCUUAUAAGACUUGUUGAAUCUGGUAGUGCUGUUGGUAAAGAGAAGGCUACGGUAUCUCUUCAGAGAUUGUCAAUGUCGGCGGAAACAACCCGCGCGAUUGUUGGACAUGGUGGUGUUCGGCCCUUGAUUGAGCUUUGUCAAAGUGGUGAUUCUGUGUCACAGGCUGCUGCUGCCUGUACUUUGACAAAUAUAUCAGCUGUUCCGGAGGUGAGACAGGCUUUGGCUGAAGAAGGUAUUGUGAGGGUUAUGAUCAAUCUUCUUAGUUGUGGAAUUUUAUUGGGUUCCAAAGAGUAUGCAGCUGAGUGCUUGCAGAAUCUCACUUCAAGCAAUGAGAAUCUUAGAAGGUCUGUUAUAUCAGAAGGUGGUGUUAGGAGUCUUUUGGCCUACCUUGAUGGUCCACUUCCCCAAGAAUCUGCAGUUGGAGCAUUGAGGAAUCUGGUUGGAUCAGUGUCUGAAGAAACUUUGGUUUCUCUUGGUUUGCUUCCCCGUUUGAUUCAUGUCCUGAAGUCUGGAUCGCCGGGUGCGCAACAAGCGGCUGUGUCAGUCAUCUGCCGAGUUUGCAGCUCAAUGGAGAUGAAAAAAUUGAUUGGCGAAGCUGGGUGCAUCCCUCUUCUUAUUAAGAUGCUUGAGGCUAAAGCAAAUGCUGCUAGAGAGGUUGCUGCUCAAGCAAUUUCGAGCCUAAUGGUUCUGUCGCAGAAUCGGAGAGAAGUUAAGAAGGAUGAUAAGAGUGUGCCAAAUCUGGUCCAGUUGCUUGAUCCAAGCCCUCAGAAUAGUGCAAAAAAAUAUGCAGUUUCUUGCCUUGGAUCACUUUCUCCUAGUAAGAAAUGUAAGAAACUAAUGAUUUCUUAUGGGGCAAUCGGGUAUCUGAAGAAGCUUACAGAGAUGGACAUUCCAGGAGCUAGAAAGCUUCUGGAGCGGUUGGAAAGAGGGAAAUUGAAAAGCUUGUUCAGCAGAAAGUAGAGGAACUAUUGAAAGUUGCAAAUGGCUAUUUGUAUCAUGAAGCUUUUACUUUGUUACUCAUGUUCUCACCAGUGUUGUUUCAUUGUCUAUAUGAAACAAGUAGCUUAGCGUGUAAACUGUGGAAUGAGAAAGCUGGUAAUCUGUGUAAUAUUCAAUGCUUAGAUUAUAUAAUAUUUUAUCUUUCUGUAUC
Cajanus cajan (pigeon pea) is the source of this 2518-nucleotide messenger RNA. RefSeq lists its product as uncharacterized. Gene Ontology annotation, molecular function: protein binding. NCBI's taxonomy places the organism in Eukaryota, Viridiplantae, Streptophyta, Magnoliopsida, Fabales, Fabaceae. The record is from RefSeq and is a predicted model, not a curated record.